This is a messenger RNA of Plectropomus leopardus (leopard coralgrouper), 2183 nucleotides long. RefSeq names its product estrogen-related receptor gamma a (gene esrrga). Gene Ontology annotation, biological process: regulation of DNA-templated transcription. Lineage: Eukaryota; Metazoa; Chordata; Actinopteri; Perciformes; Serranidae. The record is from RefSeq and is a predicted model, not a curated record. Gene Ontology annotation, cellular component: nucleus. Gene Ontology annotation, molecular function: nuclear steroid receptor activity; steroid binding; zinc ion binding.
AUGAACUUAUCGAAGGGGCCAUUGGUGAACAGCAGUGACGAUAACUCCAAGUCAACCUAUAGUAAAUGCGGUGCUGGCGCCUGGAGGAUGCACCAGAGCUACGAUCCACUAGAGGCCAACCACAUGAGAGACGCACAUGCCCUCUACAACCCCAGGCUUCUCUGCAGAAUGUCCAGUAAGGAGCGCCACCUAGAGUCCAACUGUCCGUCCUCUUAUAUAAAGACUGAGCCGUCUAGUCCUGCCUCCCUGACUGACAGCCUAAACCAUCACUCACCUGGUGGCUCCAGUGACGCCUCAGGCUCCUAUUCGUCCACGAUGAACGGCCACCCCAACGGCUUAGACUCCCCGAGCCUUUACGGCUCCAACGCAGGGCCCCUGGGUCCUGCUGGCGGCCCCGGCUCAAAGCGUUACGAGGACUGUUCGUCAACUAUUGGGGAAGAUUCACAGAUCAAGUGCGAGUACAUGUUGAAUUCGAUGCCCAAGAGGCUGUGUCUGGUGUGCGGGGACAUUGCGUCAGGGUACCACUAUGGAGUGGCAUCCUGUGAGGCCUGCAAGGCGUUCUUCAAACGCACCAUCCAAGGCAACAUAGAGUACAGCUGUCCAGCCACCAAUGAGUGCGAGAUCACCAAGAGGAGACGCAAGUCGUGCCAGGCCUGCCGCUUCAUGAAGUGUCUGACUGUGGGCAUGCUGAGGGAGGGUGUUCGUCUGGACAGGGUUCGCGGUGGGAGACAGAAGUAUAAGCGCCGGAUAGAUGCGGACAACAGUCCAUACCUGAACCCACAGCUGGCUCUGCCUCCCAAGAAGCCAUUUGCCUUUGGCUGCCUUGCAGAUAACAAAAUCGUCUCUCACCUGCUGGUGGCCGAGCCAGAGAAGAUUUACGCUAUGCCUGACCCAACAGUACCAGACAGCGACAUCAAGGCCCUGACUACGCUGUGUGACCUGGCGGACAGAGAGCUGGUGGUCAACAUCGGCUGGGCCAAACAUAUCCCAGGGUUCUCUACGCUGUCUUUGGCAGACCAGAUGAGUCUACUGCAGAGUGCAUGGAUGGAGAUCUUGAUCUUACGUGUUGUGUACCGCUCCCUUUCCUUUGAAGACAAGUUGGUGUAUGCUGAGGACUACAUAAUGGACGAGGACCAGUCGAAGCUAGCUGGACUUCUGGACCUGAACAACGCCAUCCUCCAGCUGGUCAAGAAAUACAAGAGUAUGAAGCUAGAGAAGGAGGAAUUUGUCGCUCUCAAGGCCAUCGCAUUGGCUAACUCAGACUCCAUGCACAUUGAAGAUGUGGAUGCAGUGCAGAAGCUCCAGGAUGUGCUCCACGAGGCCCUGCAGGACUACGAGGCUUCCCAGCACCAGGAGGAUCCCCGCCGGGCGGGCAAGCUGCUCAUGACCCUUCCUCUGCUCCGCCAGACCUCCACCAAGGCUGUGCAACACUUCUACAGCAUCAAGCAGGACGGCAAAGUCCCAAUGCACAAACUCUUCCUGGAGCUGCUGGAAGCCAAGGUCUGAGGACGGGAGAAUACAUGGAAGGACAGCCAGACGCCAGUCUGAAUCUCACUUUGAAUGACCUCUUUCUCUUUUACACGCACACACACUUAAACAUACGCACACACACACACAGAAAUAUAUCCCUGAAGUACGUCUGCUGACACAUCCCCCUAUGAAUAAACAAGUAACCUAAACCUCUUACCUGAACUCCUGAACCUCCGCCAUCUUUGACAAAAGGCUCACUCACUUGACCUCUUGUUUUGGGGAAGAUGCUGACAGACUGACUCCCGUAUUACCAAGGGAGAGAUAUUUCCUCUUAAAAACUAUUAACAAGCACUAAAGAGUUACAACAGUGGCUCCGAACACUGAAGAUGGCAAAACUUAUGCAUUUAAUAACAAUUAAGAUGUUAUUAAAGACAAAUGCUUAAAUGAGGACACAUUUAAAAGAAACUGAAAACUCUUCAUUUUAGUUCUGAGAGACUGUAAGACUGCACUCGUGUCUCCUUUUCCCUCCCUAUUUCCCCCAACAGAGUUUUUUAAGUGUUCAAGACAAAAACGAGUGGAGAAAAAAAAAUAACACUAAAUAAGUAUUAAUGACGUUUGUUGUCAAAUUACGUGUACAAUGAAAUUUGGAAGGAUGGACAGAAAGAAAAGAAGAGGAGAUUUGCCCUGCCAAAGAAUGGAGCUCAUCCAUUCAA